UGACAAAAAUUGGAUUGGGUUCUCAACCCGGUUUACAAUUGUUCCAUUCACUCUUUCUGCGAUGGGUAGGCCAUCCUCCACCAUCGAAAUCCCUCACGAACGCCACCGACCUAACACUCGCCGCACACCGGACUCCGAUAUCUCUGACGAUUAUCGUCGCCGUCGCAGCCCCAGCUAUGACUCUUACGACCGCCCCGCGGACCGCCGCCGCCGCCGUUCGGAAUCACCCCCCUUGAGAAACCCUAGACACGCCAAUGGAGCUCCCAAUGACGACGCUCUGCCGAAGAAAUUCGGUCGCCGAAACGGGGCGUAUCUGGACCGCGACCGCGGGGACUGGCAGCGUUCCAAUUCCGAGUCCGACGAAGAGUUGAAGGGUUUGAACUACGAGGAAUACCGAAGGCUCAAGCGUCAGAAGAUGAGGAAGUCGCUGAAAUACUGCAUCUGGAACGUCACGCCCAGUCCUCCGCGUCGCGACGGUGACGAUCUGGAGGAUUAUAGCAAACCUGGUGAACUCUCUGACCGAGACGACGUCGAUGGGAAGAUCGACAAGGAGGUUAAGCCAAGAGGAAAGUCGAAAUCAGAAUCUGAUUCUGAAUCUGAAAAGUCUAUCAGCAGUGAAUCAGACGAUUCGCGUUCUAGGAAGAAGAGCAGGAAGAGUUCUGCUGGUUCGUCGAGGAGGAGAUCGUAUAGCGAGAGUGGGUCAGAAUCUGAAUCAGAAUCAGUGUCAGAAUCAGAAGAAGAGUAUCGUAGACGAAGGAAGAGUAGGAGAAAUAGAAGAAAAAGAAGUAACAGGAGCAGCAGGAAGAGAAGAUAUAGCGAUUCAGAUGAGAGUGACGAGAGCGAGAGUGGUGAUUCUGAAAGCAGUGGGAGAAAGAGGAUGAAACGUUCUUCUUCUUCAAGGUCUAGUUCGAAGCGUAGCAGAAGGAGCAGAAAAGGAAAAAAGAAAACUUCUGAGACGGAAAGCGAGCGGGCUUAUUCGGAGGAGGAGAAUGGUUCUGGUUCCGGUGAUGCUGGUAAAGCUACGAUAGAUGAGGUGUUGAACACGGAGAUUAAUGCGGAGGCUAUGAAGUUAAAGGAAUUGUUCGAGUCUCAGAAGAAACCUGCUUUGGACAACGAACCCGCUGUUGGGCCAAUGCCCUUGCCGAGAGCUGAGGGGCAUAUAAGCUAUGGUGGAGCGCUUAGGCCUGGUGAAGGUGAUGCCAUUGCGCAGUAUGUUCAACAAGGUAAGCGUAUUCCGCGAAGAGGAGAAGUGGGUCUUUCUGCGGAGGAGAUUCAGAAGUUUGAGAGUCUUGGUUAUGUGAUGAGCGGUAGUAGGCAUCAGAGGAUGAAUGCCAUUCGUAUCAGGAAAGAAAACCAGGUUUAUAGUGCUGAGGAUAAACGUGCUUUGGCUAUGUUUAACUAUGAAGAGAAGGCCAAGAGGGAGCAUAAGGUUAUGGCUGAUCUGCAGCGCCUUGUGCAACGCCAUAUUGGCCAGGAUGUUGGUCCAACUCAUGAUCCUUUUGCUCCAAAAGCCUCCGAUGGUGCUGAUGCAUAAUCACUAGUAUUGAUGCUUGGUGUGUAAUCUCUUUGAUAUGCCUAUUGGACACAUGGAGGAUCACACACAGCAAAAAACAGUAUGUAACUCAAGUGUCUUUUCUGUCAUUAGGCACGUCUCUGACUUAAUCAUUUGUCUGAACAGACCUAUAUUGUAUUGUAGUGUAUGUGUUGUCUUUCGUCUGCUUCAAAAGAAGGAAACAAUCUAGUGCAUAGUUGACUCCUAAAAUUUCCAUAGUAACAGUCUAAAUUCUUUUUCGAUUGAAAGCCACAUGUAAGC
Vigna unguiculata (cowpea) is the source of this 1813-nucleotide messenger RNA. RefSeq names its product Ras-induced vulval development antagonist protein. The record is from RefSeq and is a predicted model, not a curated record. Gene Ontology annotation, cellular component: nucleus. Gene Ontology annotation, molecular function: chromatin binding. Gene Ontology annotation, biological process: regulation of gene expression. NCBI's taxonomy places the organism in Eukaryota, Viridiplantae, Streptophyta, Magnoliopsida, Fabales, Fabaceae.